AUGUAGUAUCUAUUGUCGCUAUCAAGAAAUUUAUAAUCUGAAAAUGUUUUUUUGAAUCCAACUCUAAAUUUCAGAGAUUAGAAUGUUUAGAAAAGUUUUAAAACUUUCUAGAAAAAGUUAAAUCAAAGUACAAUGAUGUUAAUAGAAACUUUUAAAAUGUUUUUGGAAUUAGCUUUGACUAUUUCCUCAAUAGUUUAGGAUACUUAGUCAAUAUAUUCAUAAAUCCUUAUUGUUUUUCCAUUAUCAAGUUUGUUCCAAAUAUGGAGUAUAAAGAAGAACUCAAAAUGUAAUGACUAUUGGAAAAUAAUUCAUGUUGUAGCACUUCAUAUCUUUUUAAGUUUUCAUAGUAAUUAGUUUCAAAUUAAUGGAUAUGUGCAACUAUAUUAUAUGUAUAUUACUUAAAGUUUAAACAAUAAGAAAUACUUAAUUUGUUACUUUGCAAUAAUGUAAAUUACUUAUAUGUAUUUCGAUAAUUGUUUUGAUUGGAUUCUUUUACCUUUUUAAUGGAUAUUUAUUUUAGCAAUUGCUAUCAGUAUAUAUUUGAGAGAGCGAAGAAAAUUAGUUUAUUUCUUUGAGAAAUUUAACUUUAGCCAUGAUCUCUCAUAUUAAGAAGUAGUACUUAAUCAUAGUCUACAAUAAAAUUUGUUUGUUAUAAAGUUGAAUUCUGAUAGAAAUUUGUAAGAUUAAUUUGAAGUACUAUUUAUUAAUUAGGCUUGUAAAAAGGAGUUUGCUACUAUUGAAAAUUUAUAUUAAAGAAUUACAUAAAUAAAUAUUAUUAAUUGCAAUGAGUCUAACAUUUCUUAAUGUAAUUUUAAAAUCAAUUUAAGUUAAGAACUACCUUAAAAUAAUUUAAAAGCAUCCACAGGUGAAUAAAUUAAUAUUAUUGAUAAGCCUUAUACAUUAAAUUAAAUCCUUUAUUAAUAUUUUAAUAACUCUUAAAACAAAGAAAUUUAAGAAUGUUUCCCCUUAAAAUUAACAGGAUUAAUGAGUAAUCAUCAUCAUUAAACAUAUGAUAUCUUAGUAACUCCAUGUAUAUGGAAACAUCAAAGAAGUUAUAUAGUUUCUUUAAUUGAGAUAACAGAUAGGAUCAAAAUAUCUUAACUUGAGAAGUUGGAUCAAUAUAAAGAUAAUGUAUUAGCUACAGUUAGUCAUGAUUUAAAGAAUCCUAUUUUUGUAGUUCAAUCCAUGAUAACAUUAGUAUAGGAUAGUUUAUUUGAAUUAUCUGAAAUGGAAACAAAUCCAGAUAUAUUAUAGAAAAUAUAAUCUUGUUGUAAUUAUUUAGAGAUGUGUUAAACAAAUGUUCAAAUUUUAUAAUCGUUUGUUAAUGAUUUAUAAGAUUUUGCUUAGAUUAAAUAAUAGAAGUUAAAAUUAGCAAUUAGUUAGUUUGAUAUUAUGUAAUUAAUUUAGGAUGUUAAAAAUGUAUUUUAAAUCUAAAUACAAAAGAAGAACUUAUAAUUAGAUAUUAUUUCUAAUCUAAAUUCAUCUUAAUCUUUAAAUAAUGAUCCUUUAAGAAUUAAGCAAAUUCUCUUUAAUUUACUUUCAAAUGCAAUAAAAUUUACAUCAAAAGGAAGAAUAUCAAUUACUUUUUCUGAUGAUCCAUAAAAUAUUUGUAUAUUUUCUUAAAAUGUUAAAGAAUAGAUUUAAACAAAUAAAUCAGUCGUUGAUAUUAAUACUCUCUUAAAAAAUCAAUAAAGAUUGAUUCUAUGUACAGUAUCUGACAAUGGUAGUGGUAUGAGCCAAGAAAUAUAGAGAAGACUUUUCAGAAAUUUUGCCACCUAUGAUAAUGAUAGCAACACAAAUAAGUAGAGUAUUAGUUUAAAAUGUUAGAAAUGGUGUUGGUUUAGGAUUGAUCAUCUGUAAAUAGUUGUGUGGUUACAUAGGGCCAUUAUAGUACAUUUAUCUAUAAUCAUAAGUUGGAGUUGGUUCAACAUUUUAAUUCGUCAUUUAUAAAAAUUAUGAUAAAUAGCAUCACUAAUAAUAAGAUUAGUUUAGUGUCGAUUCUAUUGAUUAUGAUAUUUCAGCACAUUCUCCAUAUAAAAACAUAAUUAGUACCAAUCAUUUAACUCCAUUGUAUAAGAUGAUUAACAAAAGAGAUUAAUUAUAAGUUCUAAUUGUUGAUGAUGAGUCAUUUAAUAAUAUGUUACUUAAAAUAUAAUUAUCAAAAAUAGGAAUUAACAAAGUUGAUACUGCUUUUGGAGGAAAGGAAGCAAUCAAUAUGAUAAUAACUUAAUGUUAUGACAUUGUAUUUUUGGAUUUCAAUAUGCCUGGAAUGAAUGGAUUAUAAUGUAUUAAAGAAAUAAAACGGAUUAAUCCAGAGAUAAAGAUUUAUAUGUUGACUGCUUUCAAUGAUAUGAAGACUUAAAAAAAUUGUCUUAGUGCUGGUGCAGACAAAAUUCUAUAAAAACCACCAACCUCUUAAGAUCUUGAACUAUUGUUUAUUUGA
This is a messenger RNA of Paramecium pentaurelia, 2443 nucleotides long. NCBI's taxonomy places the organism in Eukaryota, Ciliophora, Oligohymenophorea, Peniculida, Parameciidae. The record is from the annotation of a GenBank genome assembly.